Molecule: messenger RNA, 2747 nt
Organism: Lactuca saligna
Lineage: Eukaryota; Viridiplantae; Streptophyta; Magnoliopsida; Asterales; Asteraceae
Source: the annotation of a GenBank genome assembly
AUGAAUCAAUGAAUAGUCAUCGGAACAAUGUCCCUUGCUCGGCCUCAUCAUGCAGAUAAUACUCAAUUCCCCGGUGAUUUUAGAUUUUCCUUUGGACGAAAUUACCCUCACGUAUAUUCCUCCACCUCCACAGACUUCACUACCAACAGGCGUUACAACAAUAACAACAACCAUAGAAGAAGCUAUAACAAUUCCCAUGACUUCUCAAAUGAAUCCAGACAUCAAUACAACAUUUAUAAUCACAUUGAUCCCCAAGUUUUACCUUCUCUUAAAAGGAGGAAGUUUUCUUCCACCAAUUGGGAAGGUUAUGGUACAUCUUAUAAUCAUAACAACAACAACAACAACAACAACAACAACAAUAAUCAUAAUCCAUCUUUCAAAUAUGAAUAUUCCCCUUCAAGCUCCAAGAUCACAUUCCCUCUUCCUGAUGGAAAUGCUAAAGUUUCCACAUCCACUAGCUACAAACGUGAUCGAACAAGAUUUGAAGAUGAAGAUGUAGAAUUUAUGUCAAGGGAUCAGAUUGAGAGGUUUUCUCCUUCCAGAAAAGAUGGUAUUGAUGCUUUACAGGAAACUCACUUGCGCUACUCUUACUGUGCUUUUCUUCAGAACCUUGGACUUCGCCUUGAGCUCCCACAAACUACUAUUGGAACUGCUAUGGUUCUAUGCCACCGGUUUUUUGUCCGGAGAUCUCAUGCAUCCCAUGACAGAUUUCUGAUUGCUACUGCUGCUCUUUUUCUUGCUGCAAAGUCGGAGGAGACACCUUGCCCUCUGAAUGAUGUAUUGAGAGUGUCCUCUGAAAUUUUCCACAAGCAGGAUUUCAAUGUGCUAUGCUAUUUGCUCCCUAUGGAUUGGUUUGAUGAAUACCGAGAACGAGUGCUUGAAGCUGAGCAAAUGGUUUUGACAACUCUAAACUUUGAGCUGAAUGUGCAGCAUCCAUACACACAUUUGACAUCCAUUCUUGACAAAUUAGGGCUUGCACAGUCACUUUUGGUAAACCUGGCAUUGAGCUUGGUCAGUGAAGGGGGCAAUAGAAGAGUGUAGCAUGCACAGAGUGUAUGAUUUUGUUAGCUGGUGGAUUGAUAGAGUUUUAUUUCUCAUCUCAUCUCAUCUCAUCUGAAGUUGAAAGACAGAUAGUGUUUGGAUGCAUGCAAUGCAGUUUUCAAUCAAAUUUUUUCAUAACUUAAUCUCGCUAAAAGUUACAAUUUUUUGCCCCACCAUACACUUGCUCUUGAUCUCUCGUUUGCGAAAAAGACGUGAAUGCCCUUCUCAUAAGCAAUAGCUCUAGAAAGCUUCCUGUUCCAUGUAACAAACACAGAGGGUUGCGAGUAAUUUUUGUGCAUUGGAUGUUGGUUAUGAGUUGUUGAUUUUAUUUCCAAAAGUGCCCUUCAGGAGAGGGUAGACUCAAACAUAUAUAUAGAGGCAGAUGUGACCACCAACACUAUACCAUUUUUAUCCUUUUUUUUUUUCCACAUGUCAUGUUUUCUUCUAGAGUGAAGGUUAACAUAAUUUCUGAGAUCUCAAAACUCAAAAGGCAACCCUAUUUAGACAGGAAUGCUCAAUUUAUUAUUUUUUAUUUUUUGUAGUGUAAAGCUAAAAAUUACAAGAAAAUUUUGCUGUUUGUUUGCAUAGUCAUAGAGUGCAUGCUGCUUUAGAUUAGCCAGCGUAAGACUUGCAUAUUAGCAAAGAGAAUACCUGAUAAUAUGAGGUGUUUGGUUCUGGAAUAGGAUUCUAUUUUAUGAGAGACAUUAACUUAUAAAAAUAUAGGGUUAAGAGGGUAAUCAGUUAUAUUUUUAACAAGGAAGAUUCAAAUGCUGAAAAAUGAAAUAAAAUCCAUGGGUUUUAAGAUGGAAUCUUCCUACUCAUUUUUAACCAAGCGCAGGAUUUGAUAUCCAAUUCUUGCCAAAUCGAAUUUAGUUGCCAGUUAAGCUCUAUAAGCUAAGCUUCAUCAUCAAAGUGGGCAUUGUACUAGAUUUUGUGUUGUAGAUGUCUAUUUUAUGCUCAUUCCAUCAGCAAUUCUGAAGAUACUUGGAAAAUGUACACCAGAUGCACAUGCUAUGCCUUUCUUUGUUGGCUGCGUAGCUCACUUUGGCUUCAAUUCAAACCCCACCAGAUUGCUGCUGGAGCUGCAUACCUUGCUGCAAGAUCUUUAAAUAUGGAUCUUACUACGUAUCAAAAUGUCUGGCAGGAGUUCUACACACCACCAUCUGUACUCAAGGAUGUUGUCCAGCAGUUGAUGGAGCUGUUUUAGAGCUGAAAGAAAGAUGGUGACAUUUUAUGGCUUUGUUUGGGUGCCUUAUACACGUGUGCUUCUGUAAAUGGCCUUCUGUCAUUUUAGGUCCAGAUCAUCAGUCGGUUCAUAAGGCUGUGUAGUCAAAGCAUUGACCUGACCCGUGUUUGUUCUUUGACUUCUAUUAUAGUAGGUGUCCAAUAUGUGGUUUAGUUGCAUAGGAAAGAGCCUUAAAAUUAAUCUUUAUAUUUGGAUCAUCAAAAUAUUUGAAUCCAUGAAAAACACUUUGUGGAAACUUUAUAUCCAAUAUCUCAUUCGGUGUGCGUUUACUUUGGGGUCUUCACAUGGACACACUAUGAUUUACCUUCCCAUGGUGUGUACACUCUUACUUUUGGGCUGUAUUGAGUACUUAACUAGAGCAUUGACACGUCAUCAUGUCAUGUCUCAAAUCUUCAACAUAUAAAUAUAAAGAUUUACAUUCUUAUAAACAUACUAGGUGAUAGGUUCAUGUGAACAUAGG